Messenger RNA from Labrus mixtus (cuckoo wrasse), 4871 nucleotides. It is a transcript of the gene pygmb, whose product is annotated as phosphorylase, glycogen, muscle b. Lineage: Eukaryota; Metazoa; Chordata; Actinopteri; Labriformes; Labridae. Gene Ontology annotation, cellular component: cytoplasm. Bases 110 to 2638 code for a protein of 842 amino acids. Gene Ontology annotation, molecular function: pyridoxal phosphate binding; glycogen phosphorylase activity. The transcript is spliced from 20 exons. The record is from RefSeq and is a predicted model, not a curated record. Gene Ontology annotation, biological process: glycogen catabolic process.
GGAGCGUCUCAUCCCAGCGGCUGUGUGCUCAGGAGAGAGUCUGAAGAGAAGGUCGGAAGUGAUAUUAACUUAUUAACACUUAACGUGAGAAAAUAACCGGAAAGACAACAUGGCCAGGCCGCUCUCAGACCAGGACAAGAGGAAGCAGAUCUCCGUCCGGGGUCUGGCUGGGGUGGAAAACGUCUCGGACUUGAAAACUAAUUUCAACAGGCACCUGCACUUCACCCUGGUCAAAGACCGGAACGUGGCCACCAAACGGGACUACUACUUCGCCCUGGCCAACACGGUGCGGGACUACCUGGUGGGCCGCUGGAUCCGGACCCAGCAACACUACUACGAGAAAGACCCCAAACGUGUUUACUACCUCUCUCUGGAGUUCUACAUGGGCCGGACUCUGCAGAACACCAUGGUGAACCUGGCUCUGGAGAACGCCUGCGAUGAAGCCACAUACCAGUUGGGUCUGGACAUGGAGGAGCUGCAGGACAUCGAGGAAGACGCCGGUCUUGGAAACGGCGGUCUGGGGCGUCUGGCUGCUUGUUUCCUGGACUCCAUGGCCUCUCUGGGUCUGGCUGCUUACGGGUACGGCAUCCGCUAUGAGUUUGGCAUCUUCAAUCAGAAAAUAGUCAACGGAUGGCAGGUGGAGGAGGCAGAUGAUUGGCUGCGGUACGGGAACCCCUGGGAGAAAGCUCGUCCUGAGUACAUGCGGCCCGUUCACUUCUACGGCCGGGUGGAGCACACAGCAGAGGGCGUGAAGUGGGUCGACACUCAGGUGGUUCUGGCUCUUCCGUACGACACUCCGGUCCCCGGCUACAGAAACAACAUCGUCAACACCAUGAGGCUGUGGUCGGCGAAGGCUCCGUGUGACUUCAACCUCAAAGACUUUAACGUGGGCGGGUACAUUCAGGCGGUGCUGGACAGAAACCUCGCCGAGAACAUCUCCAGAGUUCUUUACCCCAACGACAACUUCUUCGAGGGGAAGGAGCUGCGUCUGAAGCAGGAGUACUUUGUGGUCGCUGCGACUCUUCAGGACAUCAUCCGACGAUUCAAAGCUUCGAAGUUCGGAUCCACGGAGUUUGUUCGACUGGACCUCUCCACGCUGCCGGACAAGGUGGCGAUCCAGCUGAAUGACACCCACCCUGCGAUGGCGAUCCCAGAGCUGAUGAGGAUCCUGGUGGACGUGGAGAAGCUCACCUGGGAGAAGGCCUGGGACAUCGUGGUCCGGACUUGUGCUUACACUAACCACACCGUCCUGCCUGAAGCUCUGGAGCGCUGGCCCGUCGACCUCCUUCAGAACCUCCUGCCCCGACACCUGGAGAUCAUCUACGAGGUCAACAGGAGGCACCUGGAGAGGAUCUCCAAGCUGUACCCCGGAGACGAGGACCGUCUGCGCAGGAUGUCUCUGGUGGAGGAGGGAGGCAUGAAGAAGAUCAACAUGGCUCACCUGUGCAUCGUGGGCUCUCACGCCGUCAACGGAGUCGCCCGCAUCCACUCUGAGAUCAUCAAAAGCACUGUGUUCAAGGAUUUCUACGAGGUGGACCCUGAGAAGUUCCAGAAUAAGACAAACGGCAUCACACCGCGCCGCUGGCUGGUCAUGUGCAACCCCGGGCUGGCCGAGGUCAUCGCAGAGAGGAUCGGUGAGGACUACAUCCGGGACCUGGACCAGCUGCAGAAGCUGCUGGAGUUUGUGGACGACGACACCUUCAUCCGGGACGUGGCCAAAGUCAAACAGGAGAACAAGAUGAAGUUCGCCGCUCAUCUGGAGGAACAGUACAAAGUGAAGAUCAACCCUGACUCCAUGUUCGACGUGCAUGUGAAGAGGAUCCAUGAGUACAAGAGGCAGCUGCUCAACUGCCUGCACAUCAUCACGCUCUACAACCGAAUCAAGAAGGAACCAAACAAGUCGUGGACCCCCAGGACCAUCAUGAUCGGAGGGAAGGCGGCUCCCGGUUAUCACACGGCCAAGAUGAUCAUCAAGCUGAUCACUGCCAUCGGAGACGUCGUCAACAACGACCCCGUGGUCGGAGAUCGCCUCAAAGUCAUCUUCCUGGAGAACUACCGGGUCACACUGGCUGAGAAAGUGAUCCCGGCAGCCGACCUGUCGGAGCAGAUCUCCACGGCGGGCACGGAGGCGUCCGGCACCGGGAACAUGAAGUUCAUGCUGAACGGAGCGCUCACCAUCGGCACCAUGGACGGAGCGAACGUAGAGAUGGCCGAGGAGGCCGGAGAGGAGAACCUCUUCAUCUUCGGGAUGAGGGUGGAGGAUGUGGAGGCCAUGGACAAGAAGGGCUACGACGCCUUGUCGUACUAUAACCGGAUCCCUGAGCUGAGGCAGGCGAUGGAUCAGAUCUCAGGAGGCGCGUUCAGCCCCGCACAGCCCGACCUCUUCAAAGACCUCGUCAACAUGCUGAUGCACCACGACAGGUUUAAGGUGUUUGCAGAUUAUGAAGACUACAUCCAAUGUCAGGACAAAGUCAGCGCGCUCUACAAGAAUCCUAAAGAGUGGACCAAGAUGGUGAUCUAUAACAUCGCCGGCUGCGGUAAAUUCUCCAGCGACCGGACCAUCUCCCAGUACGCCCGGGAGAUCUGGGGCAUGGAGCCCAGUUUGGAGAAGAUCGCUGCUCCUGACGAUCCUCGCUAAACCACGUCUGCCUCCUCCUCCUCCUCCUCCUCGCUGUGGUCCAACCACUGAAGAAGAACCCUGUAGCUUUUACACUGUGUACUGUGGCAUUCUUUCUCUACUUUAUUAACCCCUCAGCUGGUUUCAGUCCAUCGUGUAGCAACAUAUAUAUAUGACCGUUUCAGAAUCUGUAUUAUUUCCCUCUCAGCACCAGCGACGCUUCUCUUCACUGAUUGGUGUAAACCUUGUGGCUCCGUGUCGGCCUUUCAGCAACCAAGAACUCACCUGGAUUCACCUCAGAAUCGCAGGAUUCUUCAGCUGCAGUGAAAACAUUAAAGAUGCAUCUCCUUACUGUUGUUUAAAAUAUCCAUAGUUCCAAAAAUGCUCCUCAUUUCUGAGAUUUGAACAUUUGAGGCUAAACUUUUUGUGUUCUUUACAAAAUGAGGAGCUUUUAUCUUUAACUAGAAUUCCACUGAGUGGUUUUCAAGAAACCGUGAUAUCUAACCAUGAUUGCCCUUCACUAAGUCCCGCCCCCUUGUUACCAGUAAAGCGUACUGUUCUUGAUUGGUGUAUAACGCAGUUUAUAAGCCCGAAGCGGACACACAACCAAAGAUUUAUGGUGAACACUUUUGAAUUCUGUUUGUUUUCUUGAGAUCUAGAUUUCUUUAUUCUGAUAUCACGGGAUUCACAAGUUAACUUUUAGAGAUCACAAGAAAAUUUCUGAAAUGAACUCGUUAUCACAAGCAUCGCUGUUCCCGAAAUAACGAGAUAAGUAAGUGGAGACCUCGAGAAAACAACUGAAAUGAAGUCGAUAUCACUGGAAAAAGGAGUAUGAUAAAAUGUAAGGGCUUGUGUGAGUAACCGUAAUGAACAGUAACUGAUUAUCGACUCAAUAAAGUGAUACUCAAAAGCAUUUAUUAUCCGUAACGUUAGCUAGAUUGCUACUUAGUCUAACAUUAGCUACAGAGUUUGAUAAAAGCGUGAAGAGAGGCUGAAACCUCGUUAUGCUGCAGUGGAUGGAUUUUAUAUCUUCAACAACACAAACUACAACGUGAUUUGUUGACUUGAAACCUCCUGAAUCGAUGCAGGAAGAAGCUGCUAAUGUUAGCCUGAUAGCGAGACCUGACCCGAGACAGGCUUUCACAGAUUUAGACUUUUUUUAAAUUAAGAUUGUAACCCCACGAAUGAAUGUAGUCGACUCGUUUUUAUGAGCUCGUUGGUUUUGGAAGCAACAUUUAGCUUAAAGUACAACGCCAGCUAGCCAGACAUGCUAACGGUUACAGUUUAUGAACACGUCUUCACCACGUUGAAAAAUAUAAAGUUUGUUCAACCAAUCACGCUAAAUCAGGGUUUUCAAAGCUAUGAAUGGAUAACUGUCGUUGGGGGAGGGGUUUAGCAAAGGGUCAACUCAAACCACAUUCCCAAUAUUUACAUGGUAGCCAUUUUUCUGAGAGUUCACACUAAUCUUGGGAAGCUCAGACGCCAUUAUUGCUUCAGUUGUUUCUCCGUGUUUAAAGUUUUCACAGUUCUAAACAAAGGGAAUCUGCUAACGGCUAUUGUUGCUUUGAAUUAGCCGAAUACUAACAUUAGCUAAUAGGUUAAUGUGUUUGUCAGAUUCUUCACGUUUAUACAACUUGUAGAUCUUAAACACCAAUAAGACAUCAUGUCAGCAUCCCGCUCUUUGCAUUACUUUGAAAGAAAAAUGGCCGCCGUGUGAAAAUGCCCAAUAUGGCUGCCAAAACCAGCAAACACGCCGGUACACCUCAGCACUGUUCUGGUCUCAAAGCAACACGUCUUCCACUGAAGCAGCGAGGACUCACGGCAGCACUGUGACCGAAGGUGACUCGCGCUCGCCUCGGGUUAACGCUCAGAUUUCCGCUCUGUCAGUGUUUUCUGUUCUCUCUCUGCGUGUUAUUCUCAGCAUGUUUGUGUGUCUCUGUCCCUCUAAGUGACCUGUGUUAGACAUUAACGAAGCCUUCUCUGCCUAAAACCUAAGUGACUGAACUUACCUGUUGAAGGUGUGUGUAUUUUGUGGUGUAUCCGUGUGUGUGUGUGUGUGUGUGUGUGUGUGUAACAUAGACGAGUCCUCGACACUCUGGAUAUCAGUCGAUUGAUGUACUGUAACAACAUCCUGUCCUGCUUCAGCUGCUGUUUCUGACUGAAGAAAGAACUGUCCACCAAACUGAACCUCACACCUCACUGUCAGUCAGAGCUUUUCUUUUUUUAGUCAAUAAAUGAUCAAAAUAAAUCCUCA